Molecule: messenger RNA, 1791 nt
Organism: Pocillopora damicornis (cauliflower coral)
Lineage: Eukaryota; Metazoa; Cnidaria; Anthozoa; Scleractinia; Pocilloporidae
Source: RefSeq, a predicted model, not a curated record
AUGGCAAAAAAGCAACAAGCUUUUCUUUUUGUGAUCUCCUUUAUCAUCUUGGCAUCCAGGCCACACGCCUUAGAGCUGCCCUAUGAGGUCCUAGACACUGUCAUGGAGCUGACUGAUGCCGAUCCAGACUUCACAGACCUCAACCGAGUCAAUAUUUCUGAUGACCUGGGCCCUACUCGUCCCAUUUACCGACUCGAUCUUGAUCCAAACUUCAUUGCCUAUUACGAGGUUGACAUGGGAAGUGACUAUGUCGUUUUAGCUUCCGGAAGCCAAACUGGAGAUUACCGAAAAGUGGAGAGUGGUCCGGAUCCAAGACCCACUGAUGUGCUUGUGCGACGAGCUGAAGAUAACGGCGAGCAGUGUGAGAAGUUCUAUCGGCUAUCACCAUUGGGAUUGACAGCUUGUACAAAUGACAAUGGAACGUUCGUUGCAGCAACUUAUAACUGGACAAAUAAUGUUCCACAGAUAAGGAAUUGGCGUGAGCUGGACCAAAUGGUUAACAGAAGCCUCGAUAGGCUAAAGAGCUUAUGGCAAGAGCGAGCAGCAGAGGGGCGAUCAAUGUCAGACUGGGCCACGACCUCUGUUCAUUACAAAGAAGGAAAUGUGAAGGAAGAUCAAGUUUUUGCCGAGGAAGGCCUAUCGCCGAAAUCGUUAGUUAGAAUCGCACUUGGUGAACGCUUCCAAUCUGUUCAUUUGCACGCAACUAACAUUGGCAAGUCAGACCUGCCGGCUGGUUCACAACCAAAAUGGCAAGAAAGGCUUUGUAAAGUGCUUAUCGACGCGUGUAAGCCGGACGGGAGCACGAACAUCAAUCCAUCUGCAAUAAAGGAAACACCAAAUCAUCUAUUGUACCUAAAUCUUGAGGUGCACGAGAAUCGAACCUUUGUGGGAAAUACUUUACAGUGGAAAGAAAUUGGUUUUGUUGUUGAAAUCAAAGAACGCAAUGGUGAAGUGGUCAGGAAACACUUUUUUGUGGAUUUACAUUCCAAACGGCAUAGGCGUAGUGCGUGGAAACCUAGUGGCUCAGGUUGGGUGAGUACCGUAGUCAUUCCCCACGAGGAUGAGUUGCCAGACUAUGACCAACACGACUGUUGUGGCUGUGUGAGUGGAUGCAGUCCCGUGGCCUGGGCUCAAAUCUUUCGUUACUACGACAGCCUUGGAUCAGACCGAUAUGUAAACUCGAUAUUCAGUGGAAACAUAUACAGAGAUAAGACUACGGAAUUACCUAAGGACAUGACUUAUCGCGUAGAACAGUUUGUAGAGAGCAUUCGACGGACGCUCGGAACUUUCUGCGAGAAUGGUGAAGGCGCUACAUAUGUGAACAGCCAUCAUCGCAUCCAGUCCUGGUUCCAAGCUCGACAAGGGUCCAAAGCAAGAGCAUCCAGCUACCUAGAGUCUCGUAAAAGGAGAGGCUUCGUUGGACGAGGUGACAGGUCUUGGAUUCAAUGGAAAGCUGCGCAGACUUGCAUUAAGAUCGGUUAUCCUGUUGUGAUGAGCUUUUACGUGGAAUCCAAAAGUGGCCACGCAGCCGUCGCCACGAAAUAUAAAGAAGGGUACAAAAAAGUUCGUCGGUGUCGAACUAGGACGACUGGAUGGUGGAUGGGCAGACGAACAAGAAGAAACUGUCGGUGGGAGAAAGAGAGCAAAUACGAGUUCUAUCUGCGUUAUGGCUGGGGAGGCAAUAACAACAAAUGGCAAGCAAUAAAUCCUUACGGUGCCCACGUUGCAUAUAUUGCAAAGUAAAGGACAGUUCAAAACAAAGUUUCAAAUAAAGGGUUUCGCCGAUGUUAA